This is a messenger RNA of Pocillopora verrucosa, 1217 nucleotides long. The record is from RefSeq and is a predicted model, not a curated record. NCBI's taxonomy places the organism in Eukaryota, Metazoa, Cnidaria, Anthozoa, Scleractinia, Pocilloporidae.
ACCACACCAACAGUCGACUGAUAUCUCAUGGGGAAAACAAACGAAUUCAUGAAACAUCAAGUACAUAGACCCCAAAAAACCUAGAUACCAAACAGUGCAUCAACUAGCUUAACACUGAAAUUUGGAAAUUAAGAUUUCACGAACAAUCACCGACAUCAAGAAAUUCCUCGCACCAACUAAAACUUAGAAUAAUCAUCUAACACAAUGUCGAACUCAGUUGAAGACAACAACUUCGAAAGCGGACUAAUUGAAGCGCUACAAACAUUACCAAAAGGUAUUGUUGAUUUGUUUUCAGCCUUGAAUAUCAUUCUCGCGACUUUCGCUUUCCUGGGUAACAUUCUUGUCAUCAUUGCUCUUUGCCGAGUAUUAUCCAUUGCUCCAUCGACGAAACUCUUUUUCCGAUGCCUGGCAGUCAGUGAUCUUUGUGUGGGCAUCAUCGUUCAACCGAUUUACAUCUAUGCCACAAUCGUUAUGUCGAGUGGGAAAACAGUGACAUUUUUCAAAGUUGGCGGUGUACUAAGCGCGGUUUUGUGCGGGGUAUCUGUCAUGACUUCAACUGCUGUAAGCGUGGACAGACUGUUAGCCCUGCAUUUGGGGAUAAGAUACAGACAUGUUGUAUCAUCAAAGCGAGUUCGCCUUGUUAUUGUCAGUUUUUGGGCCAGUUCGAUUUUAUCGGCACCACUUUGGGUGUGGAAAAGAGACAUUGCCUUUAAGCAAGCCUCUGUGGCGAUCCUAAUUUGUUUUGUGGCUUCAAUAGUCUCAUACGCCAAGAUUCAAUCGAAACUACGAAAACAUCAAGGGCAAAUUGAAAACCAUGUUACCGGAACAAAACCGAGCGGGGAAGGGAACUCAUUCGAUGUAGCCAAAUACAAAAAGACAGUGUCUAGCAUAGUGUUGAUGCAAUUGGCAUUAGUUUUCUGCUACCUGCCUUUUGGGGUUGUAUCUGGGAUUGGAAUAAACAACGGAGUAGAUUGGUUAGCUGCAAUAACAUUGCUUUACUUUAACUCAUCUCUAAAUCCGAUCCUCUACUGCUGGAGGAUAAGACAAGUGCGACAUGCAGUCAAGGACAUAUUCAAGCAGCUGUACUGUUGUUAAACAAAUGCGAGUCGAUGGGCGCAAAGAUAGAAACAGUGUGAAAUGGAAGAGGAUGGCAAAGAAGAAGACUUUAUGAUAGAAAUAGACAAGGAAGAAAGAGGAAAGAUUACUUCACAUAGAGA